ACAGCCAAAGACAAUGUUUUCAUGUUUUUAAGUGUUUUUGUAACGAUAAGUUUAGUUGAUUCAAGAAUCGAGUUCGCAUUCGCAGUUCGCACUCGCAGUGUUCAUUUAAAAUCUUGGCGAACUAGUCUUCUUUGUUUGAAUAUUUAAAUUUGUACUUAACAAUAUUAUUUUUAUAAAAUGAAGGUGAAGUCAGGUCUUACAAGAUUUCACGAGUGUUUUAUUCUACGUAAUAGUAAAAUAAUAAAAGAAGACUUAUGGAUAAGAGAUGGAAAAAUUGUUAACCCUGAACAUGUAUUUUAUGUGGAACAAGUUGAAGCAGAUGUAACGGUAAACUGUGAAAAUUCACUUAUUGUACCCGGAUUUAUAGACAUUCAAAAUAAUGGUGGUUGGGGUGUUGACUUUUCAUAUGAUACUGAAAAUGUUGAAGAAGGUGUCCAAAAAGUAGCAAAACAAUUGUUAGCCCAUGGUGUGACAUCGUUUUGCCCAACAAUGGUCACUUCAGACAAGGAAAAAUAUUUGAAAAUUCUUCCACGAAUACAAAAACAACAAGGAAGUCAACUUGGAGCAACUAUUCUAGGGGUACAUCUUGAAGGGCCAUUCAUUAGUUUAGCUAAGAAAGGUGCCCAUAGGGAUGAAUAUAUUAAAAACCCUGAAAAGGGAUUAGAAUCAAUUCAGGAGGUAUAUGGAUCUCUUGAUAAUGUUAUAAUUGUAACAAUAGCACCAGAACUACCUGGUGCUUUAGAAGCAAUCAAAGGAUUAACAAGUCUUGGAAUCAAAGUUGCUCUUGGCCACUCGUCUGCUAGUCUCGCGCAAGGAGAAGAGGGGAUUCGAUGUGGUGCUAAUUUAAUUACUCACCUCUUUAAUGCUAUGUUGCCUUUUCAUCACCGUGAUCCUGGCUUGGUAGGAUUACUAGCAUCAACGACUGAAAAACAAGUUUUUUAUGGAAUAAUAUCUGAUGGAAUACACACGCACCCUGCUGCCCUAAGAAUAGCGUGUAGAACUAAUCCUGACGGAUUAAUACUAGUGAGUGACGCUGUCGCUGCCCAAGGCUUAGCGGACGGGAACUAUCGGAUUGGUCCACAAUUAGUUAACGUUGAAAACGGCCAUGCGUACGUCACUGGCACCAAAGUCCUCUGUGGUAGCACCACUGCGCUCGACGAAUGUGUUAAAACAUUGAAGGAAGCUACAGAUUGCUCGUUAGAAUAUGCUCUAGAAACUGCAUCUCUCCAUCCAGCUAAGGCUCUAGGUAUUGAUCGUACGAAAGGAAAGUUAAAUUUUGGAUAUGAUGCAGACUUUGUCAUUAUGCAUCCUCAAUCGAUGAAAGUACUAUCUACAUGGAUUGCCGGAGAAUGUGUUCAUAAAAGUAUCUAAUAUGGUAUAAAAAAAUAGAUUUAAGUUACUUGUUCAUGUGAUAUAUAUACAUUUUUAUAUACAAAAUAAUGUAAUGCACAAAGUGCUUCUUUUUAUUAUACUGACACAAAUUUAAUGGAAUAAUAAAGUCUUUGUUUACAUUAA
Molecule: messenger RNA, 1515 nt
Organism: Nymphalis io (European peacock)
Lineage: Eukaryota; Metazoa; Arthropoda; Insecta; Lepidoptera; Nymphalidae
Product: N-acetylglucosamine-6-phosphate deacetylase
Exons: 6
Coding region: 178-1371 (397 amino acids)
Biological process (GO): N-acetylglucosamine catabolic process
Molecular function (GO): N-acetylglucosamine-6-phosphate deacetylase activity
Source: RefSeq, a predicted model, not a curated record